AUGGAGUUGUGUCAGGGAUCAAUGCUCGACUACUGUCGGGGGACAUUAGACAGCGCAGUUGCGUCAAUCGUAAAAGUUAUCGACAUUAUGUGGCAAAUUACCUGCGCUGUUGAGUACCUUGAUCGCCAAAAAAUUGGGCACGGAGAUUUGAAACUGGAAAGUGUGCUCUUCAAAACAAUCAAUUCUGAACCCCGGCGGGUUGUUGCCAAGUUAUCCGGCUAUGGAUACAACAUUCUCCAGUCUGGGAAUAACGUCAAGACGGAUUUCUCCAAACUCGGCUUCUUGUACAUUUCCGCUGCAACUAAAAAGGAGAUCAGACCAAACGGAGCUCUCGCCACCUGGAAUUUGACUGAAAUCGACAUCAAUGCCAAUAAACUUGCGUUAGAAUUGAUUAAUCUUGUGACUGAUGUCGACAAUCCAUUUACUUUUGAAGCCGGCACAUUGCUGCGACAUCCAUUUUUUAUCCGUUAUUGCCAAUUUGCGUUACCAAGACUAAUUAAAGAGCAGGCUAACGAGGAAAUUGUGCAAAGGUUAAAAAUUAGAGGAAACCUUUUAACGUGGAAGAAAUCUUUAGGUAAUGGCCGGCUCCCAAAUGAAAAUUUCAGCGAUCUAGAGAGAAUUCUCUUUUCUGAAAAUAGAGACAUGGAAACUUCGUUAACUGAGGCGUUCAAAAGAACACCUCAAUUACUUUCGCAAUACAUUUGGCAUGUUUCCACCAACUUGGACGCCAUCCCUGAAGGAAAUAAUCAAAUAUCAACUUUUGAGAAAGGGAAGUUUCUAGGAGAAGGGAGUUAUGGAAAAGUAUACGAAUGUUAUUAUACCAACAAAGACGGAAUACGAGUUCUGGCCGCCUGCAAAAAAGCGUCAUUCCGGGUAGACGACGCAGGCAAAGUAUUUGAACGUGAAAUCCGUACCCUUUCGCAGCUGAACCAUUUAUUCGUCACCAAGUACCUAGAAGUCGUAGAAAAGGAUGGCAAAAAGUUUCUUGUUAUGGAAUUGUGCGAUGGAUCCUUAAAGCAGUACGUUCUAGGAAAGCUGGAACGAGUUCCUGCAGGCUCGCUGGACGACAAAAUAAUAAUAAGUCAAGUAUCCCAUGGCCUGGCUUACAUGCACAGCAAAGGCAUUAUCCACAAGGAUUUAAAGCUGGAAAACAUCCUUCUCAAACGUCAUUCACCUGCAUACCGUCUCGUGUUGGCCAAAAUCGCUGAUUUUGGAUUUGCUAAAGAACUGAAACCAGAGUCGUCCAGUUUUAGUGCCACUGACCACCCAGGCACAGAAUCUUACAUGGCCCCCGAACUUCUUCUUGCUUCGCCUGGCACUUACCCGGCCGAUUUUCUCAGCGACGUUUAUGCUUUGGGCAUGACAAUUACGCGGAUUAUGUUGAAAGGAAAACAUCCUUUCACCCCCAACAAAUGUCAACAACUUCUUUCCAUGGAACAGGGUCUGGUUCCGCCAAAUCUUCAACAUCUCAGCUGGGACUUGAUUGAUUUGAUCGUCAAAUUAACAGAUAAAGAUCCAGCAAAACGUCCUAUCAUGCCUCUGGUUCUGUGCCAUCCUUAUUUCACCUUGACAAAUGACAAGACUAAAAGACAUUUCGUCGACCAGCUUUUGACCAAUUUAAAUUCGGAGAAUAGAAAAGAUCAAAUGAAAAAAAUAUUCAACAACCACAAUUUCCAGGAAUGGUACAACACCAUCAUUACUGAUAAGCCAGAAACUGACGAAGAGAUCAUAGAAAUGGAGCAAACCUUGCAAAUGUUCAAAAGUAUUCAACCAGAUUCUACAGUCGAAAGCUUGUAUCCGGCCAGACAAUACAAGCAAACGAUUAAGGAUGCUUUGAAGGCGGAAUACGAUGCUAACGUUGGAAACGAGAUCGAUCAGAUCUCUUCAAAUCACGGUCUGUGUGCUCACGAGCAUUCCAAAAGUCGCACAAUGUCGAGGCUUGAUCCCACAAUGGUUUUCAAAGAAGACAAUUCAGAAAACGAAGACCACUCCGGAAACCAAACUAAUCAGAAAACUGUCAAACACUAUCUUCAACAACAAUUUUCCCGAAAUCGAUUGCACAAGAUGGUUGAAAAGAAACCGGUGCUUAUGGUGUCGUAUUUCUGGUCUUGCUUAGCCAACAUGAUCAAAAACCCGCCCAUCAAUGUGUCGACGACAACAACUGGUCAGCAAAAGCCGACUUCGUCGGGCGGAAGAAAACAUCAAUUGGCGCAAUUGAAAAAUUGGAUUACCAACGAGUUGCAAUGGGCCAGUUUGUUCUACGGCGAUGACGAACAAAUCGCCGAUGAGCUAUGGAAAAUGAAAUAUCCCGGAACUAACGAAACCUCCCAAGAAAAAAGAAAAGAAAUUAUACGAACAGCGGCGAAAUGCAACAUCUCGACAGCUGUUUGGUCAGAACUACUCAAGUGGAUGGAAAAAAACGCUGCAGCUCUGCUUCGUGAAGUAGUUCAAAGCCACGUUCCAAAUGCUCCGAAAAUUGCAGAGAUGAUUCUACAAAAACAUUGGUUCAAGGAAGAAAAACUUUCUUCGUUUCAUCUUGCAGCCUUUAAUGAAGGAACUUGCGCAGACAAAAUAAUGGAAGCAUUGUUUGAUAACAAAAGAAUUCCAACCGUGACUGAAGACGGACUUUCUCCGGCUCACAUCGCAGCCCAAAACGAGUCGAAUUGCGGAUGGAAAAUGUUGAAACUUCUUUUGGAUAACGGAGCCGACCCAAACGCUAGUUUCCAAAACGGAACAUCACCCGUCCAUUGGGCAGCCAUGAAUCAAGGAAAUUACGCAGCCGAAAUUCUAAAAUACCUACUCGAUCACGGUGGCGAUAGCGAAAAGAUGGACAAAAAUGGUCUCAAGCCAAUUCAUUACGCAACGUUGAAUACUAGUGAUUCAGCGGUGAAACUGUUGGACUUGCUCCUCAAAAAUCGAGGUACCAACGUCGUCAAGAGUACUGGAUCUACGUUACUUCACUUGGCAGUGUUGAACGAAGGAGAUCGCGAUCAAGGAAUCCUGAAAAAGUUACUUGAAAAUAGAGAAAACCCCAAUGUCGGAGAUAACGAAGGACGUAUCCCUCUUCAUUUAGCAAUAAGUGACGAAAGAAUUCAGCAAGUUGAAACUAUUCGACUUCUUCUACGAUACCGCAGCAAUCCGAAUGCUGUUGAUCAAUCAGGAUUGACACCUGUUCACUACGCAGCAGCUAAUGAAGGAGAAUAUGCUUCUAAAAACCUGCAACUUUUGUUGGCUUUCAAUGGAUCUUUGGCUAUUAAGGAUAAAGACGGACUCACCCCUAUUCAUUACACCAUAACCAACAGAGGCAAAUGUGGGGAUGAAAUGAGAAAACUAGUUGGCGUAAACCCGGCAAAAACAAACGCUCACCUCAACAGCAAUGGUGAGGUGUUGCUUCAUUACCUUGCCGGUAAAAAUGACGGCCAACUGGAACUUGUUCAACUGGUAAUCGACAAUGGAGGCAAUCCGAACGCAACAGACAAGUUUGGACGUUCACCUGUUCAUUCAGUCGUCAUGCUGAACGAAUCACUUGCGGGACUAGACAUUUUGCGGCUGCUGCUUGCAAAAGGAGGAAACGUUAACCUUCAGGACAGGGGAAAAAAUUUACGCCUGUUCAUUAUGUGGCAUCUAGCUUGA
Messenger RNA from Daphnia magna, 3633 nucleotides. RefSeq lists its product as uncharacterized. Gene Ontology annotation, molecular function: protein serine/threonine kinase activity; protein binding; ATP binding. Gene Ontology annotation, biological process: autophagy; peptidyl-serine phosphorylation. The coding region runs from base 1 to 3633 and encodes 1210 amino acids. The transcript has 9 exons. Gene Ontology annotation, cellular component: cytoplasm. NCBI's taxonomy places the organism in Eukaryota, Metazoa, Arthropoda, Branchiopoda, Diplostraca, Daphniidae. The record is from RefSeq and is a predicted model, not a curated record.